Molecule: messenger RNA, 738 nt
Organism: Adineta steineri
Lineage: Eukaryota; Metazoa; Rotifera; Eurotatoria; Adinetida; Adinetidae
Source: the annotation of a GenBank genome assembly
AUGCUUAAUAUGGAUAAUGAUGAGCAACUUCUUCAAAAACUUCUUCGUGCUAGUUAUUUUAUAUCAAAUCAACAAUGCGAUAUGUAUGGAGCAAGUUUUUUUGGUUUAUUAGAUGCUGAAGCAGAAAGUGUUGAUCCAUGCCAUCAACUACUUUUGUUAAAAUUUGUUCAUUUACUUGAUGAUGCUGGAUAUGAUACUGAGCCUGAUGGAGAUCGUAUACAUUAUGUUAUUCGUGGUGUACUUAGUGGUCACGAUGGAAAUCAAGAUAAAAUAAAUUUUGUUGUAUCGUCAGCUUCUGGACAAGGACAAUUAUUAGCAAAUAUUUAUUCAAGAAAUAAUUUUGAUACUCGAACAAUCUUAUUUGUUGAAGCACAUGGUACAGGUACACCAGUUGGUGAUCCAAGUGAAGCUAAUUGUUUAGGUCGAUUUUUUAAUCGAUCAAAUCUUGAUCCACUAUUAUUAUUAGGUUCAAUUAAAAGUAAUUUAGGACAUACAGAAGGUGCAGUUGGUGUUGCAUCACUUAUUAAAGUUGCUAUGUGUAUGUAUCAUCGUGGUAUUACAGAAAAUAUGCAAUUUACUUCACUUAAUCCAAAAGUAGACGCACAAAAAUAUAGUUUACAUAUUCUUCAAAAUUUUGUAUCAUUUCCAUCUCUUCCAAAUAAUGAAAAAAUAGCUAUUGGUGUUAAUUCAUUUGGUAUGGGUGGUACAACAACAUAUGCUAUUAUUGAAGAAGAUUAA